This is a messenger RNA of Naumovozyma castellii, 1704 nucleotides long. It is a transcript of the gene TPO1, whose product is annotated as polyamine transporter TPO1. The record is from RefSeq and is a predicted model, not a curated record. NCBI's taxonomy places the organism in Eukaryota, Fungi, Ascomycota, Saccharomycetes, Saccharomycetales, Saccharomycetaceae. The transcript has a single exon. Bases 1 to 1704 code for a protein of 567 amino acids.
AUGUCUACAACAUCAUCAGUAGGUCGUACGUCUCACGACGAUAAAAGUAUGGUAACAUCUGACUCACCAGCCGCUUUCCCAGGUGAUGAAGAGGCUUCUAGUAUCGAAUUGAAGCAAAAUGUUUUACAAAGAACAGCAACAAUGGGCUCCAUGGUGGAAGAUGACGUCGAGGCCACCAGAACUUUGUCCCGUUUAAUGACAAACUCUAUGGCUGAUCGUGAAAAGGAUGCUCUCUUGGCAGUUGAUUAUUCGAACAGUCUACCAAUGGGUGGAGAGAGACCAUAUCCUCCAGGAUUGCCAGAUAAGGCACAAUUCGAAGUGACAUUCGACGGUCCUAAUGAUCCAUUGCAUCCUUUCAACUGGCCAAUGAAAAAAAAAGUUAUUACUUGUGUCAUUUUAUGUUUGAACUGUAUCUGUAUCAGUAUGGGGUCUUCCAUCUUUGCCUCUGCAGUACCUCAAAUCUGUGAGAUCUACGGGGUCAUUCAAGUCGUCGCUAUCCUUGGUGUCACCUUAUACGUUCUUGGGUUUGCCAUUUCACCAAUUGUUUAUGCUCCAUUAUCAGAAAUCUACGGGAGAAGAGGUGUCCUCGUAAUCUCAUCAUUUGGUUUCUGUCUUUUUCAAUUCGCUGUCGCUACCGCGGAAAAUUUACAAACAAUUAUGAUAUGUAGAUUUUUUGGUGGUUUAAUGGGUGCGGCACCAUUUGCUGUUGUCCCAGCUGCCAUGGCAGACAUGUUUGAUACAAACACAAGAGGUAAGGCUAUCUGUUUAUUUACAAUUGGUGUUUUUGUAGCACCCGUCGUGUCUCCGGUCAUGGGUAGUUACAUGGCUCAAAGAACUACUUGGAGAUGGUUAGAAUAUGUCAUUGGUAUUUUUGCCGGUGUUUUAACAGCUGCGGUAGUGGUAUUCUUUCAAGAAACACAUCAUCCAUCUAUUUUAGUUGCUAAGGCUAAGCAAAUGAGAAAGGAAACUAAUAAUUGGGGGAUUCAUGCUGCUCAUGAGAAUGUAGAAUUAUCCAUUAAGGAAAUUGCUGAAAAAACCAUCACAAGACCAAUUAUUAUGUUGUUUACUGAGCCUAUCUUAUUGUUCGUCACCAUUUACAACUCUUUUGUCUAUGGUAUCCUAUAUUUACUAUUGGAAGCAUACCCAAUUAUCUUCGUUCAAGGUUAUGGAUUUACUGAAAAUGGUGAAUUACCAUACAUUGCCUUAAUCAUUGGUAUGUUAGUAUGUGCUAUCUUCAUUUGGUACAUGGAUAGUGAUUAUUUGAGAAGAUUCAGAAAGGCUGGUACUUUAGUCCCAGAGGCAAGAUUAUACCCAAUGAUUGUAGCAGGUAUCGUUUUCCCCAUCGGUAUCUUAUGGUUCUGCUGGACAGGUUAUUAUCCAGAAAAGAUUCAUUUCAUGGUCCCAACUGUUGGUGGGGCCUUUGUCGGAUUUGGUUUAAUGGGUAUUUUCUUACCAUGUUUGAAUUAUAUCAUUGAAUCUUAUUUACCAUUAGCAGCCUCUGCAGUGGCAGCAAACACUUUCAUGAGAUCUGGGUUUGGUGCUUCAUUCCCAUUAUUUGCUGGAUAUAUGUUCAAUGGUAUGGGUAUCGGAUGGGCUGGUUUAUUGUUGGGUUUGUUCGGUCUAGCUAUGGUCCCCGUUCCAUUGAUCUUAUUGAAAUAUGGGCCAACUAUUAGAAAGAGAUCUAAAUAUGCCUUCUCCAUGUGA